GAUAUUUUAUCAAGUUCACAUGUGAAACAUUAGGCGCCAUAAAUUAUGGAGAAAGUCGUGUUCAUGCAGAUAAUUACACCUGCAUGGUAUAAAAGAUUGUAGCUUUCUGUCCUCACACCAUUAAAACAAGACCACUUUGCAAAAAAGCCUGCUUUAAGCUACACGGCCACCAUCUACAUUAAAGCAUUGUCCUGUCCUUGAUAAACGUUUGCAUUCUUCCCUAUAGGGUAGUGAGAGGCAAGUAAAAGAGGAACACUAAGGGCAGCUGGAUAAUUGAUGAAGAUACCCUUUUGACAACUUCACCAACUCCAGCCCCAACAUUUUGCUUAAAAAGGUGGCCUUCUAGGGUCUGAAGGCAAGACAGAGAAUUAAAAGUUGUCAAAAGCGUAGCUGGCAGCGGUGAUGAGGAUUGGCUGCCUCUCCUAUUUAAGAGCAUUCUGUCUGCAAGACAAAAAAAAGUUAAGAAGAUGGGAUCCUUCAAAAUUAAUGACCUUCAUCUAUUCUGUUCCUCUAGUAAUAUGUGUUUCUGUCUCUUGCUCCAAAGCUGCCUGCUGUUCAUAGAACUGUCAGAUGAUUCAAAGAUGCAGUAAAUUCUCAGGUAGUAGGUGUCACUCAUCCUAAUUAAUGAUGUGGUAGAUGGAGUAAAUGUUUGGCUAUUAAAGAAGUUGGAGUUGAAGUGAACUUUUUCUCAGUUUGUUGGGUUCCCUUCUCGGUUCUGUGUUUUCUUUCUUCCUCAGAUAUGGAGUCUUCCCCACUCAUCAGGGAGGCAGAAGAAUGUAGCAGCUGUGAGUCUGGUUGGACCAUGUACCUUGCAUCCCCCAUGCAUGAUGGUGGAGAUAGUGACAUUGAAGUCGUAUCUAAUGAUGAGGAAGAGGAUCAUGAUAGUGAUCGCAACAGCAACAAAAGCAAUGGUGGCAAUGAAGAUGAUGAAGAUAAUGAUUCCAUGGCUUCAGAUGCUUCUAGUGGACCAAUUCAGCACAGGCAUGGUGAUACAAAAUGUGAUCGAAGUAGUGUAAUGGGUCUUCCCAAUAAUGAUGAUGAUGACAAUGAGCUUGAAGACGAUGAGCGUAAUCAGCACUCAUCAUACUCAUCCAACAAGGUUUGCGGGGUGAACAAAAUGAGAAAAGGAGGAAGGAUUGGUGUUUCUCACAGGGAAGAUGGUGGUACUCUUUUCCACACCAGUUCCAAGGUGAGGAAGACAACUGAAAAAUGAUAAUAUGAAUGCUUUCUUUUUGCUGCUAUGAAAAGAAGAUCUUUCCUAUAUGUUUUCGGAUGAGAAGCUUGGAAUUCAGUACGGAUGCCAACUAGUUCUAAGAGAAGCUAUCUGCAAAUGAAUAUAAAGGCAUUCUGUUGUUUUGGGAUCAAUCACAAGUAACAUAGAAUAUCCAAGGCUUGUAAUCCAAGUUUGAAGCUUGUUCAUUCCAAC
Molecule: messenger RNA, 1426 nt
Organism: Phoenix dactylifera (date palm)
Lineage: Eukaryota; Viridiplantae; Streptophyta; Magnoliopsida; Arecales; Arecaceae
Biological process (GO): cytokinin biosynthetic process
Source: RefSeq, a predicted model, not a curated record